Molecule: messenger RNA, 603 nt
Organism: Sinocyclocheilus grahami
Lineage: Eukaryota; Metazoa; Chordata; Actinopteri; Cypriniformes; Cyprinidae
Product: double-stranded RNA-specific adenosine deaminase-like
Exons: 5
Coding region: 33-416 (127 amino acids)
Source: RefSeq, a predicted model, not a curated record
UAAAUAGUUGACAGAGACACGUGUUGACCAUCAUGGCGUCUGAACACAGAGAGAGGCCCAUCGGAGAGCAGCCGUCGCUGCUUGAAAGUGUGCUGAGAAACUGCUUCCCUGCCCUCCAGUCUCUCGCUAGCUCUCGUGGGGAGGUGGCACGUCUAAAGAAGACCGUGCAAAUAGUGCCCCCCCACACACGGAGGUUCACCUGCCAGGUCGUGUUGGGGGAGCGCCAUUUCCCCCUCAUGAGCGCUGGUUCGAGAACGGAGGCCAGGGAGGAGGCCAUUCAAGCAGCCACAUCUGUUCUCCUGGGUGAGGAGGAGCUGCAGAGGAGAGAGGAGGAGAGGCUGUCCUCUCAGCCGUCCUGCAGCUCCUCUUCACAGAAGCUCGUUAAGACGGAGGUGAAAGAGGAGGAUAAAAAAUAAACCCUACUCACGUUUAUAUUUAAUAAAUAUAUAUAUAUUGCACUUUGUGUUUCUGAUCUUUCUUUAAAUACUUUGUGCUGAAGGAAACCAUUGUACUGUUUCUACUGUUUAGCCCAGAGACAUCCAGGUAUGUGUCCGAGCAGGGGAUACACUUAUUAAAGAGAAAAAAAAACAAGUAAAGACCUAA